CUUAUCUCUAUAGAUGCAAUCAGCUUCCUCCCUGACGAGAUUCUCGGUGACAUCUUGUCCUUACUUCCGAUAAAACAGGCUGUUUUAACAUCUCUUCUUUCUAAAAAGUGGAGAAAUAUAUUUAGAUUGGUGGAUUAUUUUAAUUUCUAUUCUUCUGUCUCUGUGGACCCGGAAAACGGUAAACCAGAGAGAGGUGAGAGCCUCAGAAACUUUUUGGAUCGAACACAACAUGGUUCGCUUAUAAAGAAAUUCUCUCUACAACGUCACGAUGGAGAUGAAACCGACAUGGCUUACGUGGGCAGCUGGAUCCGUGACGCAGUAGAACACGGUGUUUUGGAAGUGGACGUGAGCAUAAACACAGGCCUUGGAGUUUCUAUGCUUUGUGAGCUCUUGACGAGCAAGACACUUGUUAAGCUGAGACUUGGAACACAAGUAUACGGCGAGCUACCUUCGCAUGUAUUACUUCCAUCGCUUAAGAUUCUCAUCAUAGAAACGAUAUUCUUUGAAUCUAAAGAUCUCAGCGAUGUGCUGGUCGCUGGUUGCCCUGUUCUCGAGGAGUUAUUUGUACGUCACGAGGAGAUGGAGGCACACCCAUAUUACAUAUCGAGUCGGACCAUCAAGAAACUGUCAGUUCAAUACAGUGGUCGUGAAGAUUAUGAAAGUGGUUUGUCACUUGACGCCCCGAGUCUUGUCUCCUUCGACUACUCUGACCAUGCCUUGUAUGAGUACACACCGGUUAACUUUGGAUCCUUAGUUGAAGCUCGUCUGGAUAUUCGUUAUAGUAAAGAGGUCGAUAAGCCGGAUAUAUCGGGUCUCAUGAUAGGAAUAAGUAACAUCGAGACUUUACAUCUUUCUCCAGCUUCUGCUGAUGUAAGUUUUGCAACUUCCCUUUCUAUAUAACUUUGUAAUGACAUUCUUGAUUAAGUGUGUGUUUCUCUAUGCUUUCAGACGGUUUCUCAAUGUGUUAGUAGACAUGGACUACUUAUACCAAUGUUCAACAACCUGGUUAGUUUAUCUUUUGGGAGUAACAAUGAACGAGGUUGGAAACUGCUUCCACAUCUGCUUAAGAAGUCUCCAAAGCUUGAAACUCUAAUCAUACAGAGUCUGAAUACAAGCGACCGUGUCCUUAUACCUCUGAACAAAGCUAAGGUGUUGCAUAUCCUUGGUUAUCAAGGAACUGUUCUAGAAUUGAAACACUUGAAGAGUUUUAUUGGGAGAAUGAAAUGCCUCGAACAUGUGCGACUGGAGCUUGCGGAAGGUGUUGUAGUGGAUGAUGGCAAAAUAUUGCAAAUACAUAAGGAUCUUAAUCACGCUUCUUGGAAUUGCAGCAUCCAAGUGCACGACCGAAGUCGCAUACUUCAUUUAAGUUUAGACACUUAGAGCAUCAGCAUGGCUGAAGUUUAUCAAAGUUCUCUAUGCAUUUAUAUUAAUAUUUUAACAUAAUAUAUUUAUCUGCUUAAAGUUUAAUAACUAAAAUAUAGUUAUACCAAUAGAAA
Messenger RNA from Raphanus sativus (radish), 1496 nucleotides. Its product is annotated as F-box/LRR-repeat protein At3g60040-like. NCBI's taxonomy places the organism in Eukaryota, Viridiplantae, Streptophyta, Magnoliopsida, Brassicales, Brassicaceae. The coding region runs from base 286 to 900 and encodes 204 amino acids. The record is from RefSeq and is a predicted model, not a curated record. The transcript is spliced from 2 exons.